UGAACGUAUGAUUAAUUAAUGCAAAAAUCAGAUAUAUAGAGUGCGGUUAGGUAGUCUCUGUAGUCACAGUGUACCAGCUCUGGCAAGCAUGGAGAACAACAACAGGAGCAGAAAUAAAUGUCGAACAUUCAAAGCAAAACUUGGUUUUAUAUCCCUUGAUUUCAACCCAGUUGUUACGAUUAUCUCGGGUUUCAUUAUCUGGGCUUUCGUGAUAUGGUGCGUACUUGAUACUGACGGAGCUUCAAAUGGCAUGAAGGAUGCUAAGCGUUGGAUUACAGAUAAAUUCACAUGGCUUUACAUUGGCACACAAGAUGUUUGGUUCAUUUUCCUUCUGGUCGUCUAUUUCUCGAAAUACAGUAAAAUGAAACUGGGAAAGGAGCAUGAUGAACCAGAGUUCAGCAACGCAACUUACUUCACCAUGUUGUUCUCGGCUGGAAUAGCUAUCGGACUCUUUUAUUUUUCUGUUGCUGAACCCGUUUAUCAUUACAUACCCGGAGCGAACAGAUAUUGGGGAAGGUAUGACUCAUGUUUUUUAUUUUCAUAUGUUCAUUGUACUUUUACUUUUAUCAAUGUAAAGAUCGAUUGAUAAUGCAAAAGCAAACAACUUCUUGUACUGCAUGUUAAUUUCAGGGUUUUUAAACUAGUGAAAGUAUACUGCCAAGUUGAUUAAUAUUUGUCUUUUAUGUUGUCUUUUGGACAUAUGUUGGCAGAAAUAUGGACAUUAAUAUUGGUCGGAAAAUUAACAAGCUGAUACAAAAUAUUCGUUUCCGCCCUAUUUUAAUCUAACCAGUCGAUUCUUUAAAUAAUCGGACUGGCUUACUUGCUAUACUCACCAUAGAAAUUUGUUUAGCGAACUUUAAUUUAUUAACUGUCAUGAAUUGUCGUUGGUCGUUGCCGCGUUGCAUUGCAUUGCUACUGAAGAUAGUCGGAGAAUAGUUUUUGUAUUGACAGCCCUCAUUUCCGUUUUUUUUCUUCACCGAAAUACUGUAGUUCAAAUAUUUUUAAUUAUCGUGGGAAGGAAAGGUCGCGCUACGUUGCAAAGAACAUGGCCCUGACACGGAUUGGUGCUUAAUGUUCAACUUAAUUUUCCGACUAUAAAAGUGCUAAUCUGCACUGUAUAUAUACAGAACAUGGAAACAAAUUAAAAUAUUUCAGUUGAUAACGCUUGAUUGAUUGCAGAGAAGCAGUUGAAUUCCCGGUUAAAUCAUUCCAGGUUGGCCCUUAUAUCUUGUACAUGUAUAUUGUCGUGAAGUUCUUUGGGUAUAGACCACGACUUAUCAAAUUAACCAACUGAGCUACACGGUUAGUAUAUAACCGUAUGUAACAUCGCCGCCAUGCAGAACUUUUUUUAUCAUAUAAGUUAAUAAGUACAUACUUAUUACUUACGCAUUGACCUUUUAAUUGUAAGAAAAUCUUACCUGAGCUAUGCUCUUCCUAGAGCUAGAAUUCCCCUGAAUGAUUUAUAGGUCCAGUGUUACUGCUGUACGUAUGGAUCAGGUAACGAGGUAUUUACUUAGCGUUUAUUUGCUUGUCAGGGCGGCGAGAUAAACGCCUGGUUUCGGUGACGUAGUACUGGAGCACUUUUCACACGCAAUUAAGGUGAAAUAAUUUCGCACUAAAGCGAACGACAUAAUUGGCAUACCGCGCAAAAAGAACUAGAAUGAUCGGCUAUACUGUAUACAGUAUCAGGCAGCGUUUACACUGUACCGUUUUCACUGUACCGUUUUCGUAGCGUUCUCGUAUUGUUCGAGAAAACUAGACUAUUGUCUUGCGUUCCCUUGAGGAUUAAGAACAAUACGAGAACGCUACGAAAACGGUACAGUGUAAACGCUGCCUUAUAAUAAAGUGGUGUUUUCCCCUCAUAUAUAAUCUGACCAUACAUUUGUAUACAUGUAUACCGUACGUGCAAAACCAUGAGUUUUCGGAACUUUAAUAGUAAACUUUAUUUAUGGCAAUGCAUGAUCAGCUAAUAACUAAUUCAGUAUAUAGCCAUAUGAUCAUGUUCUAGCAGCUGAAGUAAUUAUAUAAGCCAUCUAACCAUCUUGCUGCGCAACAAUUCAAUAGGGACCUUAAGCAAACAGGACGGCAACGCGACGACGACGGCUAUUCACACAAUGAUAUUCCUGAUCUCGUACAAAAGAAAUGAAUAAUUAAAAGCCCCACGGGAGUUAGAGACGUUGUGUUAGUGCUUUUUACAACGGCAAACCAGAGAUUUUCACGUCUCGUGUACAACGCAAACAUGUCAAGACGCGACAAGUAAAACUACAAAUUUGCUCAGCAGAAGCGUUUUUAACAAUAAAGCCUUCGUUUUCAUCUCUUCAAACUGAAUUCAAUUCAUAUGCAGUGGAUAAUACAUAACAACUCUUCUUCGCAAUAAUUUAUUUGAAGUUUGUUUUGGUUGUCGUCGUCGCGUUGCCGUCGUACAUGCUUAAGGUCCCUAUUGUAUGAUCAACAACGCCAUAAUUUGUUUCGUAGCACAAUGCAAUAAAAUACCACUUGAUGGGCGAUAUACAAAAGUUAAACCAGCUCUGGUCACUGCCGAUUUUGGUAAAAUAUCUCACAAUUCUUAAUUUAUAUUUUUGAAACUGGACAAUGUAAGGCAAUGUAAGUUAUGUAGGUCAGUCCUAACAGCCCGUAUAGUUGCAGAGACUGAGAGCGUUUUUGAUUUGGCAUGAUUGAUUCAUAUUGCAUAUUUUUCAUGCAUGUAUGCAUGCAUGCAUGAUCGAUCGACUAUUAAUUAACUUGAUUUUGCAACUGAUAAAAUUUUCUAAACUGAGAAGACUUAUUCCUUCAAAUUUAAAGAUGGGAACUAUGCCUUAUACUCGAUCAAACUCCCCUUACAUUUUCACACAAAUUUCACAUCUUGUGACUUUAGCAAGUCUGCCAACAAGCCGUCAACAAGUUGUGUUCGCACUGCUUGUUCCAAGUUGUCAACAAGUAUGUCGGAGCAACUAGCUUGUUAACAGUUGUAACAACCUUGUUGUUAUUUAUAUCAGACUUGUUGCAAGGUUGUUCCAACAAGUCCUAUACAGUCAUGAAAUAAUAAUUAUAUUGUUACAAACUUGUGUCGUUAUUAACCUUGUAACAGUCUUGUUAUAUCAUUACUGUAUCAGACUUGUUAGACUGACAAGUCUGAUAAAUAGUGAUAAUGCCCGGCAUUAAGCUUGUUUAGUGCGAACACAACUUGUUGACAGCUUGUGCAUGAACAGAUUUGUAACAACCUGUUUGCGGACCUGUAACAACCUGUGCGUUUUUAGGUGUGUAUAUGAAAAAUGCUCAACUGGAAAGCAGCCUUAAUUAAAAGUAAAAAAGAUUUGCCAAGAAAAUAGCCAAAAAAGUAGCUGACUUUCGUAGCUAAUACAUGAAAACAAGACAUAUGAACGAGGUUUUUUGAUACCACUUUAUGAUACCAGCAUAAAAUUUAUCUGACGUUUCAUAGUGCGGUUGCUUAUGCUCUCAAGUCAGAUCAAAGAACCAUAUCGCUUCUCACAACUCUUGCCAAGAGUUAUGGAAACAAUUUUGGUUAUUUAUAUGUCUUAUGAAGUAAAGCUUGCGGCAUCCCGAAUGUAUUAUUUUAAUUUGAAAAGACGACGAUCGAGAGGCUGCGAAAAUUCAUCUCAAUGGAUCAGUUUUAAGCUCUGAUCAAACGAGAAUGAGCGUUGAUGAGAGUUGACAACUUGACAGCCACGCAUAAAUAGUUACGGAGAACAUUUCAAGCUUUAGAUUAAUAAAAUAAAGGUUUGGUGAGUUUUGGUGAGUGCUUUCAAAUUAAGGAUUGCCGACAGAAUCCGGCCUAGUGACCGUCUUCCGAUCAACAAUCAGAAAUGUUAUUUAAUCACUAAGAGGAAUACAUAUUAUCAUAAUAAAGCUCUUUAGACGCUUAAUAUUGGUGCGUGGGCAGGGCAGGACAAUAUUUAUUUAUUAAGGACUGAGUCAUUAAAAACUUGUGUUACUAGGUUAACUAUUAAUUAUAACUCCAUUUCCGUUGAUAUGACUCUAUAGGUGGUUUUUCACCUGAGUCAUCGUCGUCAUCUUGGAUGACUAACUGAAGGAUUUCUUUUCAAUUCUAUACUGGCCUUGGAAUGCAUUAUUUUGUAUGUUUUGAAGUAAUUCAUUAACAAUAUAGUAUUAUGAUUUGAAGUGAUUGUUUGACGUCAUGAAUCGAACGUAUCAAUAGAGGGCCCAUAGAGAUUAUUAUUGAAAGUGGAUAAUAUCCUCGUGUUUCGCACACGAAUAUAUUUCUCUUUGAUUUUGACCCCAAUCACAACACCUGUCCUAGCGGCCAAAAACCCGCAUUUUCGCCUUUCUCGAGCAUGCAUCGUCUUCCUAAUUCCACUGCCCUUGUGGUCGUGUCUCAACUCCAACCCCUUAAAACCGCCAGCUGCGCAGGCUAACCUGUCCCUCGAUCACUCCCUCUUAAAAUUUGUCGAAACUGAUGAAGAUAUAACCUGAAAUUUCCCCACAAAGUCAAAGACACGCAUAAACUCUAGCUUCAUUAAACCAUCAAAAUAAAAGCCAGCGCAUUCAUUCAACCGGCCCGCAAUAAGGCAUAAUAAAUUAUAUUUGUAACUGUUAAUUAAAUACAACUAAAAACGAAUAUCUCAUGUAUUUAAGCAUACGCAGGAUUUUUUCACCAGGGAGAUAGUAAUCCUAUAUGUUGAAAUAACCCAAAUGUUAAUGCAUUCUCAGUCAUAUAUAGCACGUCUAAGCCUUUUUGCCAUUCAACUGCGCAAAAGUGAACUCACAAUCUCGCUGCGAGUGCUUUCAUCCAAUCACAAUGCUCGCACUUUAUUUUAAUUAGAUGCAAGCAUUCGCAGCGAGUUUGUUUUUGCGUCCAAAAGAGAGUUUAUGGCCAAUCCCGAACUCCAUAAAGAAUCACCCAUUCAUAAGCAACAUUAUAAAAGUGGUGCGUUAAAUUUCUCUGGGGGAGAUGGAGCCGUUACCCCUGGUGCCGCCCUCCCGGCCCGUACGGCCCUGAGCUUGUUUCUUAAGGGUAACGCGAAGAUUAACAUAACUCCAUCCAUGUACUUUGAAACUCUGCGAUAAAAAUAACCCGAAUUUUAUAGCCGCACACGUUUUGACUUUGUAUUAACAACGCGACUUUAAUAUACGAGGCACUCCUUUAUUAUGUAGCAUAUUACUCAGAAAAGCAAAGUAGAGGCUUUACCUAGGUUUGGACCAAGCGGAAAUCCCAAACUAUUAAUCUAAUCAACUGAACCAUUCUCUUCGGAAAUUAUGGUUCACUAUAUAUACCUCUCAUGAUUAUGAUAAAACCUCGACUGGUCGGGGUGAGUGUACGUGAUGAUAACAAACAGAGGUUCAGGUUUGACUUCGCUACCCCUGUCAAUAAGGGACCAUGAAGAAGCGGUAGUGGAAGUCACAUCUGAGCCUCUCUAGUGGACCUAGUAUUACCUAAUGAACAAAAUUUGAUCUAGACAAGUCUAGACAAAAAUUUCAUCACAGCUUGAAAGAGCAUCACAAAAUUAGUAAUAUUUCGAUGCUUCGUUGCGAAAUGUUGUAAUUAUACAAUUACUUUAUGGUUUCCGUGUUUGGAUGGCCUGAUCCAAACACGCGGGAAUGUUGCGAGAGUUAAGAAAAGCGCGCGAAACACGAGCCGAAGGCGAGUAAUUUUGCGCGCUUUUCUUAACUCUAGCAAUAUUCCCAAGUGUUUGGAUCAGGCCAUCCAAACACGGAAACCAUAAAGUAAUUGUUUUAUAGAAUAACAUCAUCACGAUAGUCUUCCGUGUUUGGAUGGCCUGAUCCAAACACGGGUUUCGACCAAUCAGAGCACGCAUUAUAUACAUGUUAUUUUAUAAAUGCGGAUAAUAUAGCUCUGCGAAAUUUGCCGUUUUUCAGUCAUUUUGUAUUACGCACGGGAAAUUGAUACCGCUUUCUGAAAAAAGGUAUCAAUAGACUUGUCGAGAUCAAAAUUUUGUUCAUGAGGUAAUAGGUCCGGCGUUGCUGGAAAUACAAUACCUGAAACUACAAACACAACUCCACUGUUUCGUGAGAAAACACUUUCUCUUUUCUUUUGAUUUGUUUGCAUUCUUCACUGGUAGUAACGUUGUAUCUCCUACAUGCCUCUGCCCUCUCUCACGAUUAUAUUUAUUACGGUAUACUUUACAUUCAUCUUAAUUUAUAAUAUAAAUCAUAAAACCGAAAUUUCGCGGUAGUAUAUAUUGUGAUGUUUUCCACAAAAGUAAACCAAAUAUAUCGAUCGCCAGUUUAACUUUUUUGUCAUACAAUUUUUAUGCCCGGCCUUCCUUCUUCUAAGGACACUAAUACGUCUGGUACGUUCACGAUUUCUUUGAAGCAAUUAUGCAAUUUUGUGAAUAACCAGUUUUGUAUUUUUGUUAGACACACAGACAACCAACGUGCACAGGAUGCUAUCAAUGUCACAUUGUUCCACUGGGGAGUUCAUGCUUGGGUAGUGUACAGUCUGGUUGGUAUCCUCAUGGGUCUGGUGAGUUACAGACAAGGAUUACCCAUGACAAUACGUUCAUGUUUUCAUCCUCUCAUGGGAGACAGGAUCUAUGGAUGGAUUGGUGACGUCAUCGAUAUUCUCUCCGUAAUUGUCACCAUGUUUGGUGUAUGCACAAGCCUUGGUCUCGGAGUGAUCACAUUAAAUACUGGCAUCAAUAGAAUGAACAGUGAUAUAGCAGAGAACAGCACAAAUCAGAUUAUUAUUAUUUGGAUAAUCACUGUAAUUGCGACCAUUUCAGUCAUAUCAGGACUCAAAGUAGGCAUCCGUCGUCUUAGCGAGAUCUGCUUCUGCAUGGGAAUGGCACUGAUGAUGUUUGUUUUGUUCUAUGAUAAUACUUGGUAUCUACUCAAUCUCUACGUGCAAAGUAUUGGAUACUACUUUCAAUAUAUCAUUCAACUUGGUUUUCACACUGAUGCAUUCGCUCAGCUUGGAAACGCUCCUGACAAAAUGGAGAACCCAACUUGGAUGGAUGACUGGACGAUCUUCUAUUGGGGAUGGUGGAUUGCUUGGUCUGCAUUUGUUGGCAUGUUUAUAGCCAAAGUUUCCAAAGGUCGAACUAUUCGUAAUGUGAUCAACGCAACUAUGACAGCACCGAUCUUAUACAGCUUCUUGUGGCUUUGUAUCUUUGGCGGUGUUGGUAUCAAAAUGGAACGUGAAGCAGUGCUGAAAAACAUCACAUGCAACUCCACCCUUGGUGGUGGACUUUCCACAGAAUCAUACAACGGACUGUACCGUCUGUCUUGCCGAACGUCCAGCCAAAUGUUUUUCGACGUACUCCAGCAAUAUGGUGAGAAUCUAGAAGGCUUCUUAUUCGGUUUAUCUAUGGCAACGAUCGUCUUGUACUUCGUGACGAGCUCUGACAGUGGUUCCUUGGUUAUUGAUUGUCUAUCGGCCAACGGCAGCCCAGAACCGCCCAUUGUGCAACGUAUAUUUUGGGCGUUGACAGAAGGUGCGUAUAUUCGAAUCAUAUAGGGAGGAAAAUUUUUUCUACAAUAUUUAUAAU
Paramuricea clavata is the source of this 7487-nucleotide messenger RNA. The record is from the annotation of a GenBank genome assembly. Lineage: Eukaryota; Metazoa; Cnidaria; Anthozoa; Malacalcyonacea; Plexauridae.